GCGGAGACACACAGAGAGCGCGUAUUUGUUGCCACUUACUGGAGAUCACACGCUCGUCAAGAGAGAGGGAGGGAGGUAGAGAGACACUGAGAGGCAGCGAGAGAGAGAAAGAAAGAGAGAGAGAGAAAGAGGGAGGGAGAGCCACACGGUCAAACUAAGCUUUAUCUACCGCGGAGGGUCACUUAAUAAGAGCUAUUUGGAGCCAGAGGCGACCCGGAGCGCGCAGGAGCCGCAGCCAGACGCAGACCAUCAGCAGCAGAGAGCACAUUGCUCCACACAGGGAAGAGACAAAAAAAACAUACACAGACACGGAAGAGAAGUGAGUGAAAGAAAGCACAGUGAGGGACGGAAGGCAAGACAGACUAUUAAACUUUGACUGUGGGAUAAUAUCAGAAAAUAAGAUUUUAUUUUUUAAAAAAAAGUGAGAGGGAAGAGGAAGAACUGUGCUGGUGAAGAUGCCGCGGGUAGUCCCGGACCAGAGGAGCAAGUUUGAGAAUGAGGAGUUUUUCCGCAAGUUGAGCAGGGAGUGUGAGAUUAAAUAUACUGGCUUCAGGGACCGGCCCCAUGAGGAGAGACAAGCUCGCUUUCAGAACGCCUGCAGGGACGGACGCUCAGAAGUGGCCUUUGUAGCUACAGGUACCAACCUCUCGCUCCAGUUCUUUCCAGCCAACCUGCACGGAGAUCAGAGGCAGGUUCCUUCGAGGGAUUAUGUCGACUUUGAGAGAGAGACAGGAAAGGUCCAUUUAAAGGCCCCAAUGAUCCUGAACGGGGUGUGUGUGAUCUGGAGGGGCUGGAUCGACCUUCAGAGGCUGGAUGGGAUGGGAUUCCUGGAGUAUGAUGAUGAGAGGGCGCAGCAAGAAGACGCGUUGGCUCAGGCCGCGUUUGAAGAGGCUCGACGCAGAACCAGAGACUUUGAAGACAGAGACCGGUCACACAGGGAGGAUUUGGAGGACCCUGUGGUUUCUAAAAUCUGGGACUGAUGACACAGACAGACAGCCAGCAGAAAAGAACAGGUCCAGACGACAGCAGGACCCCAGCCCUGGCUCAAACAUGGCCAACGCUGACAUGGAACACAAGAUGCGCUGAGGAGGAAGUGGGGGAAGAAGAAGUAGUGCAGGGAGGUAAAGGAGAAAACAGGGGCUGGCUGUUCAUUCACUUUCAACACAAUCAAUCAACCAAAGUAAAAAAAAAAAAACAAUGCUGUAUUUUUUCCUAAAAGGUUUGACAUAAUCUUUUUCAUACAUCAAACAUUUUUUUUAUAUUUAAAUGUGCCGAACGAUACAACGUAGGACUUGAUUGAAUUGAAAGUGAAACAAGCCUGGAAAAUAAGGAUUUUAAGGAAAGCAGAAAAAACAGACCUGGACAAAAAGUACGUAGCUGAAUUUAUUUAGAUACAGAAGAAGCAACACGAGCUGCAGUUUAAACCAGAAAUGAUAAAUGUGACAGAUCCAGAGUUGACUUUAUUUCUUGAGUGGAAAAAAGUGCUCUAAAUAUUUAAAGUAGAGGUCAAAUCAAGCAGAAAGGUUGAUAUGUUUUUGUCCAGGUCUUCAAAGAUUUGAUGGAUGGAUGUAGAUUCAAGUACCAAAAGUAUAUUUUCUAUUAAUGAAUAGAGGAAGAGGGGUUGUAAGGGCUUGAGGCAGGGAGGAGGAGGAAAGUGGGGUGGGUUAUAUGGUCUGGAGCAUGAAUCAAAAGUGAGGGGCUGACCGUUGGUGAGAAAAAAGGAAAAGAUUCUGCAUUGUUCAGGGUUGUGCAACACUUCACAUUUGUAAGCAUGCCCAGCUCACUUCCUGAAACCUGCUGUUUUCUUAGACCAAAGUUCAUUAUGCUGGAAGGGGGGGGGGGGGGUUAAACAUGGGCAGGUGGGAGGGCAAUCAGAAGGAAUAGUGCCAGGUUUUUGCUGUAUUGUGAUAUUUGUGAUCUCUUUGAAACAUGACUAUGAUGACAUGCCCUGACCAACCUGCACACAGGUUAUGUAGCAACAACCUCAAGGCGGGACAAAGAAAACUGUUCUGCCAUCUUUGGCUUUGAGGGUGCGAUGUGGGUCAAUCCAAAACGUCCUUUUGUCUUUUGAGGGGUUAUGCACUAUGUGAUACAAUCAGUCCUGAUCCCCACAUGGAUUCUUCCUCUGCAUGAAACCAAACACAGGUCGACCUAUGUACUUUAUUGUUUUCUAUGCAGCCUAUUUAUCAAGAGAGCACUCUCUGUCAGCGCUUUGAUGAGGAAUAACUGGGUGAUCAGAGGCUUUGUGAUGGAGAGGCAACAUAUACUGAAAAACUGUAUAAAGAAUAUACUAUGUGGCUCCGCCUCCUCCUGCUGUAAAAAAAGAGAUGGAGACCAAAAUACCUGACAUCUGUGCUUGUAAGGUCACAUGGAGCUCGAGUUAACUUCCACAAACCAGAACAUAUUUAAUUUACUGAUAAGAUGGCAAAGAUCCCUCAGGUCAGUCCACAUUAGAACAGAUACUUGUGUCCAUUUGAAGCAAACAUUCACAGUUAUGGAAAGUUUAAUAGGAGGAAUAGUGUCGCAGGUGCCUCAUCUGUCAGCAGAGCUAGCAUUAAAUAAAAAGGAAGCCUCUUGUAAACAUCUUUAACACAAAUGAUAAUAACUCACUAUGAAGACAGAAUCCUGAGAAAAAUGUAAUUCAAACGCAUUUUAAUUUGAUAAUUUGAUCAAUUUGGAGGAGGCGGGGUUUAUGACCGAUGCUGCAGCCAGUCAGCAGGAGGAGCUCUAUUUAUUUUGGCUUCACUUGAGUCAAGGUGUUCUGUUGUCCAUUCUUUAUACAGACUAUGUGGUGGACACAAACAGUAACAGGCCUGAUCAAAUAAAAAGUCAUCUUUUUUAAAACCAGGAUAUUUUUUUAAUCAGACAACUCAUGAUCAGCUCACAUUUCACUUUGGUGUUACCACCAAACAUAAUUGAACCAAGUGGUCACCCUUUGUUUUUAGAAGCUGUGCACACCACUGAAAAUAGUUCAGGUUGGAUGCUUCACCAGAGCUCCUCAGUCAUCCCAAACUGAAUGAAAAAAACAUCGAUCUACACCUUUGCCGUUUAAAAAAAAUGUCGUAAUCAGAAAAAAUUCAUGAUCGCAUCUUUUUAAGGUUUGCCAUUCAUGGAUUUGACUGGACAGCAAUGAUAGAAAUCACACAAGCAGUCAAUACACAAGAACCUGAAACUCUACAAAGUACACACAACAGACAUCAGCAGCCUCUUAUCUCCUCCAUCACUUCUGCUCUGCAACCAUUGCAUUUCAAUCUCCAUUAAUAAUUCACCAGCUUAGAUAAGAGACCGUACUGUCCAUGGUACUAAUUCAAUUGAGAAUCCAUCACAGGGUCCAUCACUCAGAUAUUCCUCAUCAUUAGAGGACGCUGAAAGCAGUCUGAAAUCUAUUUCCUGUUACAGCACUCGUGAAAUCAGAUGUGAUGUUUAGUUUUCUUAUUGUUUUGUUUGUGUGAAAGUCAGGAUGUUUACUUUUUAUAUUCCUACUUAUCUUCUGUUUAUGUAUCUAUGUGUUCAUCUGUCAGCUUUGUUAUGAACUAGUAUUAGCAGUGUAGGCUAUUUUCUGUUUAGAUGAGAUUUGGGACUUUUGUUAUGUUUUUCAUUGAUUCAUGUGUUCCUUUUAUUAAUGUUAUUCUUAUUUGUUUUUAAAGGAAAUCCACUUCCUGGGUUAAAGCAUUGAACGUGGAUUGACUUAAGUUCUGUUAUUAAGCAAUAUAAAUGUUUUUACAUUGUUCAACAAGAAGCUCAUUUCAUUUUCCGGUGUGUAAGGCACUCAACGGUUUUAUUAUUAGUAUUGUUAUAUUAACGACAAAUACCUUUUUGUUUAUUCAUGAUUUUACUUUUCUCAGUCCAACGAUUAAAAAGUGUAAUGAGCUUAACGUGAGUGAAGAGGACCGGUGAUGUUUUGAUGCAUUGAUAGUCUUGGGCGUAAAAAAUGUUGCUUAAAAAACAUGAAAUUGAAAUAAAAAGUGAAAACUCAAAAUGCUUGAUCACAAGAGCCUGUGACAGAUGACAGAAGCUGUAUCAAAUCAAAGACCUCACGAUGAGUGAUGAAAUCAGAAGAACUGUUUAAGCUUCUAUGAUCAAACUUUUUUUUUCUAAAGUUUCCUUGAGGUUCCUUUCUGUUGGUGUUGAUUUUGGCGCCCCCUGUGGACGAAGCUGAACAUUAAUAGAAAAUGUCAUUUUCUUAUUGAGAGACUUAUUAAUCACCCGCAGAGAUUUUGGAGAUUAGGGACACAAAGCUUAUUCAGAUCCUGAAUUUCAAAACUUCCUGUCUGAGAGAAACUUCAAAUUGUUGAUGGUGGAUUUUUAUUUUUUGACAUUUCAUAUCCUCAUUCUCCCAGAAGAAGAGAACACCGCAGGGAAGUAGGACUUAACACUGUGAGUGAGGUGCGCAGACAAACAGAAGAAAGCAUUAAUUCAUGUGGAAGAAAAACUUGAGUUAUGGCCCAGGAUGAGACAGACGUCAAGUUGAUGAAUGAUGGCCUAAAUUUAUAGGUGUAGUGGUUGUUUAAGUUGCUUGGAAACUGACACAACACGGGGUCUGAACCAGUUCAAUUAAAGAAGAGAUGCAGGCUGAAAGGGACAGUAAGACUUUUUAGGAUUAAGCAUUUGGGGCCAGGCUUAGAAAUGUGAUCCAUUAAUCAAUUGGUGAUGUCUGUUCUACAAAUAUAACGUUCACAAUCAAGUUUUCCCUCAUUAACAAGUAUCAUACCAUGCAGAGUAAAACCCUGAAAAUCAAUCUUUUUCUACAUCAAUAGUGUUCAAAUAUGGGGAUAGUGAGGACUGUAAAGACAAACUUAUUUCUAAUUUAGUUUAAAGUAAGGAUUGAUCACCUUGAUAUUAUCCUGUCACCAUGUUUGUUUAUCAUCAUCAUCUUAGUUCAUACUCCAUCCCUCAGUUUUCUUAAUGCAGGCAUUAAGGUAAAACAAUAAACCAUCAACAUUGUCUUUCUUUUUUUUGUUACCUUAACUGUUUAUCUGCUUUUUUUGUUUAAGUUAUUUAUACGUCUGUGUUGUUUUGAGAUCCAAAGAUGAAACUCUAUGAUAUAGUAACACUCCCCAGGUUUCUCCUUCCGCUGUGUUUGGUCAUUUUUCCCCCCCUGUUUUAGGUCUUAGCUUUUCUUCUUGGAGUGAUCUGAAAUGUUAGACCUUCAGUUUAAAAUGUUGGAUGUUUUUUUUUUUUCAUAAUAAACAUUUAUGAAUUCUUGUA
Molecule: messenger RNA, 5208 nt
Organism: Labrus bergylta (ballan wrasse)
Lineage: Eukaryota; Metazoa; Chordata; Actinopteri; Labriformes; Labridae
Gene: cbfb
Product: core-binding factor subunit beta
Biological process (GO): regulation of transcription by RNA polymerase II
Cellular component (GO): core-binding factor complex; nucleus
Molecular function (GO): sequence-specific DNA binding; transcription coactivator activity
Source: RefSeq, a predicted model, not a curated record